AUGCCUUCAAAAGUAAACACAAGCUUUCAAAUUGCCAAAGGACCGUGGAACAACUUUGAAGAUGGACUUCUUCGUUGUUUGGUAAAUCAAUUUAGAACACUUCAUAAAAAUCAUCAGAUAUCUUGGGUGAUUAUCGCAAAAGAAAUGCAAACUCGUACAUCUAAACAAUGUCGAGAAAGAUGGUUGAAUCACCUAGAUGAUUCAAUUGACAAAUCUCCGUUAACCGAAAACGAGGAGAAGUGUAUUCGACAAGCGAGGCAAUUUCAACCUAAUCUGACUUAUGUUCAAAUCGCAAAAAUGUUACCUGGACGUACUCCAUUAAUUGUUAAAAAUUUUAUUUACCGAGAAAGAUUUAAAACGAGAAGUUCUUCCUUACGAAUUCAACGAAAGAUGUCUAUUAAUUAUAUCAGAUAA
Molecule: messenger RNA, 414 nt
Organism: Funneliformis geosporum
Lineage: Eukaryota; Fungi; Glomeromycota; Glomeromycetes; Glomerales; Glomeraceae
Source: the annotation of a GenBank genome assembly